Messenger RNA from Petromyzon marinus (sea lamprey), 4522 nucleotides. Its product is annotated as integrin beta-3-like. Gene Ontology annotation, biological process: cell-matrix adhesion; cell migration; transforming growth factor beta receptor signaling pathway. Gene Ontology annotation, molecular function: integrin binding. Gene Ontology annotation, cellular component: focal adhesion; integrin complex; cell surface. The record is from RefSeq and is a predicted model, not a curated record. Lineage: Eukaryota; Metazoa; Chordata; Hyperoartia; Petromyzontiformes; Petromyzontidae.
ACUCAUAGACUCACACAGAGACCCAUAGACUCACAUAGAGACCCAUAGCCUCACACAUAAACUUAUCCUGCACAACACAAUGGUGACGCCAGUGAUGGAUCGCGCUUCACCGCAGUCACGACGAGGCUCUGACUCGUCAUUCCCCACUUGUGCAGAAGUUACCCGCAUCUCGCAUGGGUUAGAGAUAGAGAGAAUGGGGAGGGGCGUAUGGAGUGUCGCUCAGCCCAGAGCCACCACCACCGCGGCGCGUUCCACCACAAAUCACUUGCGGAUAUACGGUUCGCCUUUUGGCGAUGACCGGAUGACAGUGUUUAUCCCGUCUCGGCUCCGUUGAGUUGCCGGAGUCCACAGCAAGUAGGAGGAGGAAGAGGCAGGAGGAGGAGGGGGGGGAGGCGUUCCCGCUCACGUUCUGCCCGCCGCGCACGUUGCUGGUCCCGGUUGCGAGUCGUGAAGUGGUCGCGACAAAGUCGUGAGGAAUGUCCGCGACCGUCUGCCGUGAUGGAAGCCACUCGGCGCGCGCACGAGCGGAGCCCCCGGCAGGGCCGUGUUUACGCACGUGGCAACGAUUAGGGGCCGGGAAUCCUCCAGACUCUACGUGCAGACAAGCACCACCACCACCACCGUGUCCAUGACAAUCGCGCUCGCGUUAGACACGCGGAGCCUGCGCGUUGAAUAUCCCGUCCCUUCUCCAGCCCUGGUUUGUGUCACGAAGCUAAUUCGUCGUCAGCAGCAACCAUCAGCAGUCAUGAUCUACCCACUGCUGGAUGAAAACCUCUCCAAGCCGUCGUCGCCGCCGCCAUCAUCAUCUUUCACGAUCUAACGAUGUGACAAUCCAACUGGCUCGUGCACACCGACGGAUCUCAUCGUUUAACAAUCCAACUGGCUCAUGCACACCAGCGGAUUUCAUCGUUCCAUCUCCGCGGUUAAUCGUCGUCUCUGCAAGCUCCACACGAGAACACGAAGCGAACUUCUCUCGUGCCCGAGCAUCGGUGGCGCUGGGCCGAGUCGCAGAUGGCUUCGCACUCGGCUCCCAUCGUCUUCCCUCUGCGAACCAACUGGCGAGGGAGCAGGCGCGGGGGGGCUCUGUGCGGGGGGCGGAGCUCUGCGCUGCUCCGAAUGCCUCCUCCUCCACCCAUCCUGCGCCUGGUGCUCCCAGAAGGAUUUUCCGGGCGGCCGCUCCCGCUGCGAUCUCCAGGAGCGCCUUCUCCACUCGGGCUGCCCAGCCGAUUUGGUGGAGGCCCCGAGGAGCCAGGUGCAGCUGAUCCAGGCUCUGCCGCUCAGCGAGAAGCCCAGAACGGUGGAGACGGGGAAAACGCGGGAGACGAGAGAGUCGCCCUCCGGAGUGGUGCAGAUUUACCCGCAGGAGGUGUCACUCUCCCUCCGGCCAGGGGACCCGGCGACCGUGCACGUGCAGGUUCGCCAGGUGGAGGACUACCCUCUCGACCUCUACUACCUGAUGGAUCUGUCGCUGUCCAUGAAGGACGACCUGGACAACAUUCGCGUGCUCGGCACACAGCUCGAGGCCGCCAUGGCCCGUCUCACGAGCAAGCUCCGCCUGGGCUUCGGCUCGUUCGUGGACAAACCCGUGUCGCCCUUCACGAACACGGCACCGGCUUACCUGCGCAACCCGUGUCUCAGGUUCAAGCGCUUCCCCGUGUGCGGGACUCCCUUCGGCUUCCGCCACGUGCUGGCUCUCACCGAGCGCGCCGCCAGCUUCAUCGCCGAGGUGCAGAGGCAGAACGUGUCGCGCAACAACGACGCCCCCGAGGGCGGCUUCGACGCCAUCCUGCAGGCGUCCGUGUGCGGGGAGCAGAUCGGUUGGAGAGGCGGCGCCACGCACCUCGUGGUGUUCGCCACGGACGCGGGCUCGCACCUGGCGCUGGACGGGCGCCUCGCAGGACUUGCCGCUCCUCAUGACGGCCGAUGCCACCUGGACCCCAACAACAGCUACGCGCGCAGCAGCGCCAUGGACUACCCGUCCCUCGCCCUGCUUGGGGAGAAACUGUCUGAGAACAAUGUGAACCUCAUCUUUGCGGUCACCAGACAGCACUACGCCUUGUACAGGAGCUACGCGCACCUGCUGCCCGGCACCACGGCUGGGAUUCUGGCCAACGACUCGAGUAACAUCAUCCAGCUCAUCGUGUCUGCCUAUAACAGCAUCCGCUCGGUGGUGGAGCUGGAGGUUUGGGAUCAGCCCGAGGACGUCAGCGUCUCCUUCACGGCCACGUGCCAGAAUGGGACCGUGCUUCCAGGGCAGAGGCGCUGCGCGGACCUCCGCGUGGGGGACACGGUGAGCUUCGAGGUGCGCGUAGAGGCGCGCGGCUGCGUGCGCGGGCAUCGAACCUUCACCGUGAAGCCCGUGGGCUUCGAGGGCGCGCUGCGCGUGCACGUGCGCGGCGCCGGGGAGCUGUGCGCGUGCGCGUGCACGCACCACGCAGAGCCGCGCAGCGCCGCGUGCUCGGGCAACGGGAGCCUCGAGUGCGGAGUGUGCAGCUGCUCGCCGGGCAGGCUCGGGCCACGCUGCGAGUGCAGCGACGCGGACGAGGAGGAGGACGACGCUACGGACCCCGAGGGACGAGGAGACACCUUCGUGUCCCCGCCGGAGCAGCCCGAGUCCGCGGGCCGUGCCGGCAGGGCGGCCGGGUGCCGCAGGGAGCCCGGCGCGACGCCGUGCAGCGGGCGCGGUGACUGCGUGUGCGGGCAGUGCGUGUGCCGGCCGAGCGAGCUGGGCAGGGUGCACGGGAGUUGGUGCGAGUGCGACGACUUCUCCUGCAUCCGGCACAAGGGGCUGCUGUGCUCGGGCCACGGGCCGUGCGUGUGCGGCGAGUGCGCGUGCGACGCGGACUGGGCCGGCGAAAGCUGCAACUGCUCCCUGGUGACGGACGCGUGCGUCUCGGCCGAGGGGCUCGAGUGCAGCGGCCGGGGGCGCUGCGAGUGCGGCCGCUGCGUGUGCACGGAGCCCGGCGCGUCGGGCUCCGUGUGCCAACGCUGCCCCACCUGUGCCGACGCCUGCGCCCGCAAGAAGGAGUGUGUGGAGUGCUACCUGGCCUCGGCUGGAGUGUCGGGCUGGGAGGGAAACUGCAGCCGGAGGUGUCCGGACGAGAUGGUGACGGUGCAAGCUCUGGACCCGGCGGAGAGGGCCCUGCUGUGCAGCUUCAAGCUGGAGAACGAGUGCACGGUGCGCUUCAGUCACAGCGAGGACCUCGCCAGCGGCCGCGCCGUGCUCAGGGUGCUCGCCCGGCCAGAGUGCGCAGAGGGUCCGGCGGUGUUGUCCGUGGUGCUGGCGGUGGCAGGCGGGGUGCUGCUGCUGGGGGUGGUCGCGCUGCUCAGCUGGAAGCUGCUCGUCACUCUGCACGACCGCCACGAGUUCGCUCGCUUCCAGGCGGAGCGGGCGCGUGCCAAGUGGGGGGCGGGACACAAUCCACUGUUCAAGCGGGCGGUGACGACCUUCCCCAACGUGUCGUACCGUGGGAGCCAGUGAAGAAGCCCCCCCCCCCGCCCACUGAACUCGCGACCGCCACUGCGUGGGGAGGGCGGAUUCUGACACUCGUGCCACGCCCAGCUCCUCGCACACUCCCGCAAAGCGCGUCGAUGACCCACGUCACCCCUUGUGACUCCACGUCAAUGGAUUGGUAAACUCGUCCAGUGGAUCGCUCGCGGGCUACCAGGCACGUAACGAUUCAUCGCCCAUCCCCGGCAAUGCGAUGAAUUGAGGGGUGUCCAUGAAAAAAAAAUACUUGAUAACCCUCAUCUGUCGUGGCUUCAUUGCCAACAAUCGGCAAUCAAAGUUGGGGUUUAUCGUGUCCUCUACCACACAUGGACACACAAUGAACGUAAUACGUCGCUUAAUCCUCCUACACCCAGCAGAAGCCUCUUACAUCGACAAUUUGAACGUUUUUGGGUUAUUACGUUUUUUCCAGGGUUACGAUUUGAAUGAAAAAUCGAUUUUUGUCUUGUUCGUUUGCUCGUCUCAUACGUCAUCUCAUUUGAUCCGUCUUGUUUGUUUUCAUCAGCCUCAAAGGUGCACUUCGCAUAAAUGCUAAAUGAUGGAUUCCUAGAUACAGGAAUCGAUGCAUGUUUCGUCUUAAUAAUUGCUCUCGGUGGAUGAAUUGUUAGAAGCCGUGUGUGGUUGUCUUCCUGGACUGCGUCCUGAAGUUUAAAAACUGUUGAUAGUUUUUUUAUAUAUAUAAAAAAUAUUUUGUUCUCACCAUCGGCCAGCCCACUGUGUAUACGCCCACGUGCCACAAACCUUUAAGAGUGAGGACCUGUUUACGCAAACGAAGAGGAAGCUUCAUCUGCUAUAAGGUAGAGCAUUCGGUACUGUAUUUGUAAAGUUGGUGUAGGCAUUUAUACUCCUGUUUCAUUGGCACAGCGAUCAGAUACCGUGAUGGUACUGCAGAAUGUUGAUAAUAUCCCGACCCGCGACGUUAGAAGCCGUCUGUAAAGCAAGCACUAAAAAGCACUGUCAUUUUUGUACGAAAAUAUAUUUAGCAAAAAAAUAAAUCGAGAGAAAAAAAAAUAU